AGGAGUGUUUGACGUCAGAAGCUUAGGAGGGGCUGCUCCGCGGAGCUGGCUGCUGAUGGUGGUGCUGAAACAACGCCUGUGUCGUGUUGUCAUUGAGCGAAUUGUCUGCCUCGGCGGUCCUCUCGUCUCCUCCUCCUCGAACAUGCCUCUUUAGUGCGAGUCCCUCACACCUGAGUUGGUGUCGGACAUGCCGUUUUAGCGGACUUGUGCGAUGGAUCAGUAGUGUUGUGUUCUGGCAGGAGCAGUAUGGACUCGCUGUGCCGUCCCAUUCUCGUCGCUGCAUUGGCGGCCAGCCUCUGCUCCUCACCUGCCCUCGCGGACAGGAAAUUCGGCUGUUUGUUUGAAGAUGAGCUCUGUGCACCGUAUGAGUUCUGCGUCAAUGAUGGGGUGUUUGGAAGGUGCCAAGAUUUGGCCAGUGCACACGUGUACACAUAUGAUAUUUCUCCCUCUGCUCUGCAACGCCUCAGGAUCCUCCUACAGAAAAUGGCUCACAGAGGUCUGACAUGGCAGGAUGACAUCACUCAGCAGGUUAUCUCUAGAGAGCUCUCCAAACUGAGGAAUGUCCCACUCCGCCAUCAAGCCACACCUCUGCGCCCCCCUGACCGCCUUAUUUCAUACAGCAGCAGAAACCUUCAGCAAUAUCUGACGGGUCUAGGCUUCUUGCCUCAGGCCAAGGUAGAUGGACAACCAGGAGUCCAACGAGAGGGAACCAAUGUUCAGAAUGAAGACUUCAGGUCUGAUGGCCAUUCGGAACCCAGCUGGCCAAAACCCCAGAAGGGCUGGAAGGAAACCACUGUCUACAGCCUUCAGGAAGGAGCUGGUCAACCUCCUGUUACCAAAGUCUUUACCCAGAGUGGUGAGGGCAGGCACCCGAAGCUUAGUACAACGUACUCCAACCAAGACCCAGGAAGGAGCAAGCUGCUUUCCAGUCAUGUAGAGCGGCUUCUUGCAGGGGCACCAGGCACUCAGCAGGGCUCCCUGGGUAGAGAGGGUCCUUGGCCUAAAAAACUCCAUUACCUUAGCUACAUCCAUCCAGCUCAGAGUGAACACGCAAAGCUGCCGUCUCAGGAGGCUUUUGGCUCCAAACCCCAGAGGCCUAAUCUAGACCGACUGCUGGUCAAGGCUGGUUCAAACCGACUGACUGCCAAAGAACCUCUUAGUGUCAUGGAUGAGCGAUUCAUCCAGAAUGUGGCAAAUCAGCUUGGAAGGCACAGCAUCAACAUGAAGACUUUAAUGGGUACAGACCUGGACCAGUUGGCUGGGGUCAUCUCUGGAGUUAUGCAGGAGGUCGAUGAGGUUCAGCCGGCAGUUGGAGCCAAGGCAGGACUGGGAGUUACUGACUCGAGGGGGGAUAUGGAUGGUAUCAGGGGGCCACUGACAGCCAUGCAACUGAAUCAAGACCAGGACCUGAAAUCAGAUGAAGGGCAGGAUCCAAACCAAAAAGAAACACUGACAAUGAAACAGCAAGGCCAGCAAAUAGACAGUGAAGACAAAGAGCCCGUUGACAAGCAUGCAGUGUUCUUCUCCAAGCUGCUGGACUACCUCAACCUGGAGCCCUUCGGUGACGCUCAGGAGAUCAGCAUUGGACCACCAGCUCCCCUCCAGAAAAUGGUCGGACUAGAGAACGUCCAGAGCCGGACAAUGCAGGGCCAGGUUCCUGCACCCCAUCGCUGGGAGGAGAAGUCUGUGACUGUGCCUGCAAAGGAAGGCUCCACCCUGCGGUUAACUGGUGGUGCAGAAGGCCCUGACACACAGGUGGACUCUGAGAUUGAGAGAUGGAUGCAGGGGAUUCAGUCCCCAGCAGGGAAGAUGCAGCUGGAGGAGCCACAGAAGAAGGACAUGAAAGUCAAAACUCAGCUUGUCCAUGUUGGGGUGAAGGAGUAUUCCAGCAGAGGGAAGGACAGACACUUUGGCUACAUUAUCACUGGAUCAGACUCCCUCACCACUGACCAAGGCUUGGACCUAAUGGAGCGACUGGCGCAACGGCUGAACCUCCACACCGCAGACCUCACCCAGCUCUCUGUCCUAGGUCCUGCCUUGACUUUUAGAGUUGGAGCCAACUCCAAGAACGUGACCACUGCAGAUCUGGUUGAAGUUGCGGUGCAACAGAAGCAGACGCUGGAGAAGGAGACAGGCAUGAAGAUAGUGGAGGCUGGCGUUAGUGAUAGAGGCAGCCUGACCCAGAUCCCCGUGGUGAAGGAGACCAGGGUGGAGUCGGGCCAGUUCCUGCUGCUCUCCGUCCUCUGCAUGCUCUUCAUCCUGGUGGUGCUGGCCGUGUCCACCACUUUCUUCUGUGUGCGCCAGCACUCACACCUCCACAUGAAGGAGAAGCUGGCCAGCCUGGGGACUGACACCAGUACUGAUGCCACCGCAACCUAUCAGGAGCUGUGUCGCCAGCGUAUGGCGAUCCGAACAUCUGAGCGCGUUGAACGGCCGGAGACCCUGCGGCACUCGCGGCUCAACAGUGUGUCCUCCCAGUUCAGCGAUGGCCCUGCGUGUAGCCCGUCGACCCGCAGCAGCACCUCCUCCUGGUGCGAAGAGCCUGUGCCAUCUAACAUGGACAUCUCCACUGGUCACAUGAUACUAUCAUACAUGGAGGACCACCUGAAGAACAAGAACCGUCUGGAGCAUGAGUGGGAGGCCCUGUGCUCCUACCAGGCAGAGCCCAGCGCCUGCAGUGUGGGACAAGGCGAGCAGAACUCCAAGAGGAACCUCUCAGAUGCCGUGGUCGUAUACGACCAUUCCAGGAUCACCUUGAAAGCAGAGAACAACCACGGCAACUCAGAUUACAUCAAUGCCAGUCCAAUAAUGGACCAUGACCCUCGCAACCCUACUUACAUCGCCUCGCAGGGCCCACUUCCUUCCACCGUGGCAGACUUCUGGCAGAUGGUGUGGGAGAGCGGCUGUGUUGUUGUCGUCAUGCUAACCCCACUGUCUGAAAAUGGAGUGAGGCAGUGUCACCACUACUGGCCUGACGAAGGAUCCGAUGUCUACCACAUAUAUGAGGUCAACUUGGUGUCCGAGCACAUCUGGUGUGAGGACUUCCUGGUGCGAAGCUUCUACCUGAAGAAUCUACAGACCAAUGAGACACGCACCGUCACCCAGUUCCACUUCCUGUCCUGGAUGGACCGUGGGAUCCCCAACUCGGCCAGGACGCUAUUAGACUUCCGCAGAAAGGUUAACAAGUGCUACCGGGGUCGAUCUUGCCCAAUAAUUGUUCACUGCAGUGAUGGAGCUGGCAGGAGUGGGACUUACAUUCUGAUUGACAUGGUCCUCAAUAGGAUGGCAAAAGGUGCUAAAGAGAUUGAUAUUGCCGCUACCCUGGAGCACUUGAGAGACCAGAGAGCUGGCAUGGUCCAGACAAAGGAGCAGUUUGAGUUUGCCCUGACAGCCGUGGCAGAGGAGGUGAAUGCCAUCCUGAAAGCGCUUCCUCAGUGAAGGCAUCGUCCCCCCCCACACACACAUUUUUCUCGCUUGCUGAGCACCGGUUUCCUCUGCCCACUCAAGACUGACAUCUCUUCCUGCCCUUCCUUCUCCUCGCUCUGUUUCUCUCUCUUCUGCCUCCUCUUCACCUCUAUAUAUACUCUAUACUUGUGAAUGUUGUGCCAGAUAUCUCACCUGGAUCCAUAUUUGCUUAUUUUGCCUCAGAGUACGACUGUGGAUCUGAGAUGUGUGUUGUUUGAGUGAUACAGGAGUAGGCAAGAUCAGAUCUUACUUGAUGGAGGGACUUGGAUCAGCACUCCUACUGUGAGACUCUCUGUUAAUAUGAUCCCUGGUCCUCCAUAACUGUGAUGUUGUUCCUGAACCUACCGUUCUAGUGCCACUGACGAAAUGUUUAAGUGAUGUCAAAUUAUUCUUGUUCCAAAUGAGCUAUCUACUGUCAAAAAACAAUACUGACACUUAUGAUAUAACUAUUUGUACAUUAAGAACAGACUGCAAGCUACAAAAUGUAAAAAGAAGAAAGAAAAGGUAUUUAUAAUCUUUCUGAGGCCAGAGUAAUUUCUUCAGUUUUGCUUAUUUUGUCUGACUAACAGUCUAGAAUUGGAAAUUAUCUAAUUCAAUGUCAUGUAUGACAGGUAAAAACAGCAUACUGUCAUAUUUGAGAAGCUGGAAAAAAAAUAAUGAAUCCACUAAUAUCAGCAGCUUUUAACUAGAGUAUAUUGAACUGUAAACUAAAUAAAGUUGAUGUCCUCUAAAAAAAAAUCAUAAAUCAUAAUACUGUACAGAAUGUAUAUCCAAAAUGAAAUGAUAGCUUUUUGGAAAUAAACGUUUCUCCUCCUCUAUGAUCUGAAUCGAAUACUAUAUACUCAGCAUCACUUGUAUAGAUGUUAAAGUGUAUGUGUAUUGUUGUAUCUCUGGUCCAGACAUCUUAGUCUUGUAUUGAACCACAGAUGCUCUGAUUCUUAAAAAGCCUCACAGAUCAUGAUAAUCACAACAUAUCAGGUGUUUUUUAUUCCUCUUUUCAUUGAGUUCACAUUUUGCAUCAUGAAUUGUUUGUUUCAUGAAUAUCUCUGUUAAUAUUAAAUGUGAACUUUACCAAAUGAGAUAGUAAUUCCUUCUAUUUAGAAAUAUUGCAUUCAUAUAUUGAUAAUAACAAUAUGAUAUAUUUAAGCAGAACUUAUAUUGGAGUUGUUGAUAAAUGUGUUAGUCCCUCCAUCACUGGUAUUGUGAUGUUUUACAACAUGAAAGAUUAUUCCCUCAAUGUAUAGAUGCUGAAUGACUUAAUGAAUACAUAUAUAAUAAUAUCUGAAAUAUAUAUACUGAGCCUUAAUGAGAACUAUAUAUUUUGUGUGAAAAGUAACAUUCAGAUUGAUAAUAAAUUCAAACACAAUAUACUG
Messenger RNA from Scophthalmus maximus (turbot), 4838 nucleotides. RefSeq names its product protein tyrosine phosphatase receptor type N2 (gene ptprn2). Gene Ontology annotation, cellular component: secretory granule. NCBI's taxonomy places the organism in Eukaryota, Metazoa, Chordata, Actinopteri, Pleuronectiformes, Scophthalmidae. Gene Ontology annotation, molecular function: protein tyrosine phosphatase activity. Bases 247 to 3438 code for a protein of 1063 amino acids. Gene Ontology annotation, biological process: protein dephosphorylation. The record is from RefSeq and is a predicted model, not a curated record. The transcript is spliced from 22 exons.